AUGGCUCUCCCGCCCAAAUUCGCCGCCCAUAGGAUCGUCUUCGGCAAGCCCACCUCACCCUACGCUUCCGUACCUCCCGCCGCCCACGUCCUCGAAGUCUUUCUCGACUAUACCUGCCCCUUCUCAGCCAAAUUCUUCAAAACCCUCACCGGCACGGUCUUCCCCCUAAUCCACUCCAACCCCACCUACUCCUCCAACCUCGAAGUCAUCUUCCGACAGCAAGUCCAGCCCUGGCACCCCUCAAGUACCCUCCUGCACGAAGCCGCCGUCGUCGUCAACCAGCAGUCCCCCGACAAGUUCUGGGUCUUCAGCGAAGCUCUCUUCUCCCGCGCCACGGAAUUCUACGACGUCAACGUCGUCAACGAGACGCGCAACCAGACCUACGGCCGCUUGGCCAAGAUCGCCGCCGGCGUGGGGCUGGACGAGAACAGCGUGCUCGAGGCGCUGAGGAUUCCGUCGGAGCCGGUGGAGGGGCAGCUCAAUUCGGGGAAUAAGGCUACGGGGGAUUUGAAGGUUUUGGUGAAGAUGGCGAGGUUGACGGGUGUGCAUGUUAGUCCGACGGUGAUUUAUGAUGGGGUUGUGCAGAAUGAUGUUAGUUCGGGAUGGGGAGAGGAGCAGUGGAAGGAGUGGCUGGCUAAGAAUGUUGUCUAG
This is a messenger RNA of Scedosporium apiospermum, 651 nucleotides long. Its product is annotated as Thioredoxin-like protein. The transcript is spliced from 2 exons. The record is from RefSeq and is a predicted model, not a curated record. NCBI's taxonomy places the organism in Eukaryota, Fungi, Ascomycota, Sordariomycetes, Microascales, Microascaceae. Bases 1 to 651 code for a protein of 216 amino acids.